Epinephelus lanceolatus (giant grouper) is the source of this 812-nucleotide messenger RNA. RefSeq names its product C-C motif chemokine 17-like. Gene Ontology annotation, molecular function: chemokine activity. NCBI's taxonomy places the organism in Eukaryota, Metazoa, Chordata, Actinopteri, Perciformes, Serranidae. Gene Ontology annotation, cellular component: extracellular region. The record is from RefSeq and is a predicted model, not a curated record. Gene Ontology annotation, biological process: immune response.
UUCACAUUGUUAGCAUGGCUCCCAGAGGUAUGAUCGCCGUGACAACCGUCCUCUGCCUCAUACUGGGCCUGCUCGGUCCAGCUCCAGCUGCCUUGGGCUCCAGUACAGGCAGAUUAUGUUGUACAAGAUACAACAGGAAGCCAGUGCCCUUCCAGCGCAUAAAGGGCUACAGAGAACAAACCACCAAGGAAAACUGCCACAUCGAGGCGAUCAUUUUCUACACGAUCAGGAAGAAUGAGAUAUGUGCGACACGCAAGGAUGAGUGGGUGAGAAAAACUCUGGAAUUACUCAGUUCAAAACUGAAGAAGAUGUCCCAGCCUGGCUCUGCUGCAGAUGACGGAACGACGAAGAAAAGCGUAAAGCCUUCGUUUAAUGAUGGAAGUGGAUUUUUGGGCAGUACUGCUGAAACCUUCCUGAACAGCACGGACAGUUUCUACUAGCAGGAAACAGGUUGUGGUCCAAGAGAAGAGAUUUGGAAUUAAAGGACUCGCGCUAUAAAAAUGCCCAUCUGAGGGAGUGUUUCAGGGAAACUGAGCAUAUUGUAGUCCAGUCUGGAGAGUAAAAGAAAUGCUACUUGCUUAAACAUAUACAGCGUCAGCUUAUAAUCAUGACUUCAGGACACCCUGAGAAGAACAGCUUUGAGACUAAUGAUGAAGAAUAUUAGCCUAGCCACUCAGCUAAUGUUUAUGUGAAUGAUAUUUUUUAAAAUCAUGCUAUGCUACUGCUAUUAAUCUGCUCCUUAAUCAAGUUUACAUGCUUGAAUGCCAAUACCAGUUCUCAUAAACAAAUAAAUUUACUUCAUAUUACUCCAA